Molecule: messenger RNA, 1641 nt
Organism: Rhizoctonia solani
Lineage: Eukaryota; Fungi; Basidiomycota; Agaricomycetes; Cantharellales; Ceratobasidiaceae
Product: Sugar (and other) transporter
Exons: 13
Coding region: 1-1641 (546 amino acids)
Biological process (GO): transmembrane transport; carbohydrate transport
Cellular component (GO): membrane
Molecular function (GO): carbohydrate:proton symporter activity
Source: RefSeq, a predicted model, not a curated record
AUGUCAAGCCUCAAGAAUAAGUCAAGCGCAUCUGCCGCUGAACGGCAGGAGAGAAUGGCUGCCGCACUCGCUGCUGAUCCCGGACAUAAGACUUGGAGCUGGCGCGGCAUACAGACCAUCCUUAUCACUCUCUGCGUUUGCUGUUGCUCUGAAGAUGCAGGUUUUGAUGGCGCUGUCAUGAGCGGGAUCAACGCAAUGAAACAAUAUCAGAGCUACUUUGGGAUGAGCGAGUCUGGUGCUCAAACUGGAAUCGUGUUCGGCAUCUACACAAUCGGUGGACUAAUUGGCUCAUUUCCUGCUGCCUACCUACCGGACCGGUUUGGACGUCGUGCCCCGAUGUUCUUUGGGAACUUGGUACUCAUGUCUCUUCGUGCUGUGAAACUUUCGCUCGAUAGCUCGUCUUCACAAGAAUUUAGACUAUAUGCGUAUGCUAAUUCCAAUGCACCUAUUUACAGCGUUGGAGCUGUCCUCAGCGCAACUGCUACUCACCGUGGAACAUUUAUCGGUGGCCGCCUCCUGACGGGUAUAGGCAUGGGCUGCGCAAACACCUCGGCAAAGUCAUACUUGGCUGAGAUUGUUCCACCCCAGACUAGAGGGUUCUGGGUUGGCCUAUUUAACUCUCUCUAUUACAUUGGACAGAUGUCUGCUACGGGCAUGAUGGUUGCCACGGGUCGCUGGACCGGUAAUCAGCUUGCGUGGCGUCUCCCACUGUAUAUUCAAGCUGUUCCUGCUGGUAUCAACGUUUUAUUUGUUUACCUUUGUCCUGAAUCGCCCCGUUGGCUAUAUGCAAAUGGGCGCAAGGAUGAAGCUCGUGCAGUGCUUGCAAAGCUCCACUCAGGGACAAAUGAUCAUUAUUCACCAGUUGUAGAAAUAGAGAUGGAAGAAAUAGAAGAGAAGACAAGCCUGGAUGGUACAGACAAACGUUUCUGGGACAUCAGGAGUCUGAUUAGGACAGCCAGCGACCGGUAUCGAACUGGUUCCGCCGUGAUGGUUGGCAUAUUUGGUCAACUGUCUGGGAACGGGAUGGUUACCUAUUUCCUGCCGGUACUCCUUGGACAGGCUGGUAUUACAUCACAAGAUAAGAAGCUGACGCUAACAUUCGUAAACUCAGUGACUUCAAUGGUUGGCGCACUUAUCGGCUCUGCGGUAAUCGACCGCUUGGGUCGCCGGGCUUUAUUACUUGGUAGUACCACUAUGCUCAUCUGCAUCCUUGGUAUUAUUAUCGGGCUUCUCAGCUCAGAUGGAAACAGUAGACAAGCCAAUGCUGGCAUUGCGUUUAUCUACCUAUUUAUGGUCACAUACACGGUUGGGUGGACACCAACGCAUGGAGUAUACCCGGUUGAAGUACUUUGUUAUCAAUCACGCGCGAAGGGGCUAGCCCUAGUUAAUAUCCUUAAUAAGGCUGUGUCUUGCAUCAACACGUUUGGACUACCCGUUGCUCUAGAGAAGCUUGGAUGGAAGAUUUACGUCAUAUUUUUGGUUUGGGACUCGUUUGAGCUGAUCAUGAUAUAUUUGUUUGUCGUCGAGACCAAGGGGUUGACCCUGGAGCAGAUUGACGAGGUAUUCUUGGAGCCUAAGCCCCGUCAAUACAGCGUGGAGCAUGCGAUGACACUAAAAGCCAAGGGGGAGAAAUUUGCCUGA